This is a messenger RNA of Corythoichthys intestinalis (scribbled pipefish), 4703 nucleotides long. It is a transcript of the gene mat1a, whose product is annotated as methionine adenosyltransferase 1A. The record is from RefSeq and is a predicted model, not a curated record. Gene Ontology annotation, molecular function: ATP binding; methionine adenosyltransferase activity. The transcript has 10 exons. Lineage: Eukaryota; Metazoa; Chordata; Actinopteri; Syngnathiformes; Syngnathidae. Gene Ontology annotation, cellular component: cytosol. Bases 239 to 1402 code for a protein of 387 amino acids. Gene Ontology annotation, biological process: S-adenosylmethionine biosynthetic process.
GAGCCUCCUAUCUAUAUAAAGUAGCAUGCGGGCUCGGAUGUAGAGUUUAGUCGUCCACAACUUGUGUUGGCUCUCUCGCUUUCCCGCAGAAAAAAAAAUAACAAGCAGCAGCAGCGGCGGGAAUAUAAACUUGUCAAACAUCAGGACUGAUCGCCCUUGGGAACGGAGGACUCACUUUCACAGAACCCCCUGACACGCACACAGCCCAAAGCUGCCCCCCGUAAGCAAAAAACGCAAAAUGGGUGAUCUGCCGGAGGACGGCUCAUUCAUGUUCACGUCGGAGUCGGUGGGAGAGGGACAUCCAGACAAGAUCUGCGACCAGAUCAGUGACGCAGUCCUGGAUGCGCACCUCAAGCAAGACCCCGAUGCCAAAGUGGCCUGUGAGACAGUGUGCAAGACAGGCAUGGUGCUGCUCUGUGGAGAGAUCACGUCUCGUGCCAACGUGGACUACCAAAAGGUGGUGAGGGACGCCAUCAAACACAUCGGUUAUGAUAACUCUGAUAAAGGUUUCGACUACAAGACAUGUAACGUCCUAGUGGCGCUGGAGCAGCAGAGUCCUGACAUUGCUCAAGGCGUCCACGUGGACCGCAAGGAGGAGGACAUUGGAGCUGGAGACCAGGGUCUGAUGUUUGGCUACGCCACUGACGAGACCGAAGAGUGCAUGCCGCUCACCAUUGUUUUAGCCCACAAGCUCAACUCCAAAAUGGCCGAGCUCAGACGCAGUGGCGCAAUCCCCUGGCUGCGCCCCGACUCCAAAACACAGGUGACAGUGCAUUACGAGCAGAAAGACGGCGCCGUGAUCCCCAAGAGAGUCCACACCAUCGUCAUUUCAGUGCAACAUGACGACUACAUUUCUUUGGAGGAGCAGAAGAAAGUCCUAAAGGAGAAGGUCAUCAAAGCAGUGGUCCCGGCCAAGUACCUGGAUGACAAGACCAUUUACCAUCUGCAGCCCAGCGGACGCUUUGUCAUCGGAGGGCCACAGGGAGACGCUGGUGUCACGGGGCGUAAGAUCAUCGUGGACACAUACGGAGGCUGGGGGGCUCAUGGAGGCGGCGCCUUUUCCGGCAAGGACUUCUCCAAAGUGGACCGCUCGGCCGCCUACGCCGCCCGCUGGGUGGCCAAGUCUUUGGUCAAGGCCAAGCUGUGCAGGAGGGUUCUGGUGCAGGUAUCCUAUGCCAUUGGUGUGGCGCACCCUCUGUCCAUCUCAUUGUUCACAUACGGCUCAUCUAGCAAAUCUGAGUCGGAGCUGCUGCACAUCGUCAACAAGAACUUUGACCUGAGGCCAGGAGUCAUUGUCAGGGAACUUCAACUGAAACGACCGAUCUACCAGCAGACCGCCACCUACGGCCACUUUGGGCGGCCCGAGUUCAGCUGGGAGGUUCCCAAAAAGUUGCUCCUCUAAGGCCUCCAUGUCCUCACGUCAAAUACAACAAGAGGACAUGGACCAAAGCAAAACCAAUCAAACCAAAGAUCUAUAAGAGGGGCCGUGGGAGGAUGUGAGAAGGCACAAUGUGAAGGACAUCUGAUGGGAACAAAGACAUACAUCCUAGUAAAUUUUUGCUCGGUGCUUCCUUUUUUUUUUUUUUUUUUUCCCAAAAGUCGAAUCACAAACACCUCAAUGCUGUGAACGUACACCGCCCCCAUGUGGGAGAUGCUUUUAGAACCACUUUUUGUGUAAUUACUGGUUGAACCAAAGCUUUAGCUCUCAAUUUCAUUUUUUUCCCUUUUUUUUUUUAAAGUCAUGUCUGCUGCUCGACAGAUGGUCACAAUCUGCCAAACAGGUCAUUAAAACCUCUUUAGCUCAUCAUAACCAUGUUACAACCAAGCACAUUUUAACAGCCAUCCAUACGUAGUGUUCAUACGUAUGUAUACACUUAUGAACAUCAAGAUGCUCACGUGAUUCUGAAAGCAAACCUAACAAGCCCUCAAAAUGCCAUGGAAGCUCUUACUAAAUAUUGCCAACCCCUAAAAGACUUGUGAUGCACAUAUCUUUUUAGCAUUCAAUUUCAAAAUCUGAUUUUCAAAUUGUCACAUUAAAGCUUCUUAUUUAAUAACACACCCCAAAAAUCCUAUGUGACUGUUUUUGCACAGCUAUUAGAAAAAAAAAAAGUCUCCAGAUGCCAUUUGUUUUAGUAUGCCAACCUAAAAUCAAAUGUAAAAUAAAAAGCCCUAAAAUAGUGCCGUUUAAAGUCAUGAUUUUUCUUUCAAUCACGCCAUUGUUAAAACAAAUGAAAAACAAUCUCUCAAAUGGCAAUCAACUCAUCACAUUUAUGAAUUUCAGGUAGUUGCCAAGUGCCUUUGUUAUAAGUUUUAAAAGUAAAAGGAAUUAAAAAAGCCUCAAAAAGGUUUAAAAUCUCAUUAAAUGUGAUAAAAGGAUAUUAUUUCUACUAUGCAAUUCUAAAAACAUUACUCAAAAAUGUCCAAAAAAAGUUGCUUUUGUGCAGUUCUUAGUUGUUCCGUUUUUGUCUUUUUCAUUUAACAGUCUUAAUGUGUGCUUUAAAGGGCAUUAUUAGUAUUUUUCUUUUUUUCAUCAUGUCUUAAUGCUUGACGAAAACCGAACUAUUCUUUGAUGAAGUGAUCAGUGUCCUCUCUGCUGUCAUCUUUUUGUUGGCAAAAUAUAUCUAGACAAUGUAAAUAAUUAAACAACAAAGAACAUGAAAUAUGUUGUCUGUCUUUGUGCGCAAAAGGAAAAAAAAAAAAAAAAAAAGACUAUUUAAAACUGUUUAUUUGUUGAACAUUAAGGCAUACACGCACACGGUAUACAAUCAUCAAAAUAGAAUUUACAACCUCUUUGGUUCGCAUUAUCAAAGUCAUAAUAAGGCACAUAGGCAGCAGAAUUGGCUACUGAAUAUAUACAUAUAUUUCAUAUCAAUGUGAGGUUUACAGGUUAAUUAUUGCAUGAACUAAUGAUUGCAUGAUUGCUUUUGCUAAUGUUUAAACAAGAUGUGACUGAGUGGCGCAACGAGCUAACGAUACAAACAAAAAUAAUCACAAUAAGUCGUCAACAACAGAAGUCGACAGAACAGAUGCAAGCGGAUUGUGUCCCAUUUCAACAUAUUCCUAUGUAGAAAGAUGAGUCGGUAAACGAGAACUAAGAAUUGAGGCAGUUUGAGGAAAAUCGCUAAAUCCGCUGAAACAAAGCAAUAACAGACAUUGCUGCUGCAUGCUUUGAAUGUUGAAAAUUAGCACUAUUUGAUGGACGAAUGAGAAAAUGAAGACAAUUCUUAAAUUGACCUAAGGGGUUUUGUACUGGUAUAGACAGUAGAGAUGAGCGAUAUUUUCACAAUUGUAUGAUUUUAGUGGGAUAAGUGAUGCCAUCUAAUGGACGAGUUUAAAAAUGAAUUAAAACAAGCCCCAGGGCAUUUUUUUAAUCACUAGGACUUGGGGGGCUUAAUUAUUUUUUUAUUCAUAUAAAUAGAACACAAAACUAUGAUAUCAAACACUCUUUGCAAAAAAAAAAAAUUCCAGGAACCCCCCGCCGCCCCCAAAAAAUAAGUUGUGUAAACAUUUAAAGGAUUAAAAAAAAAAGUAAAUAUACGUAUCUAAUACUUGAUAUGUGUAUAUAUAUCAGGUUUGUUCAAAUGGAAAAGAUGAAUAUUUCAAAUCUGACAGCAGUUUUGUUUCUUGGUUAAAGGCAUAUUACAUUUUUAAGGAUUUCUUUAAGGCAGGGGUGUCAAAGAUGAAGCCUGCGGUUUUUCCCGCAGUUUUUCUCGCGUACAGCAAAUUAUUAAAAUUUCAUUGAAUUUCACUGAGGAAGCGCGAGACCAGCCUACAUUGUUACACUUGUGAGCUUCCACACUAGAUGGCGCUAGUAACUUAAACAGUACCUCUCAAUUAGCUCAGGGUCAAAACUUUACACGUUAAAAUCAAGGUAAAAUUUCAGUUAAUGAAUUGGACCAGUAAUUGCCAAUUAGUCUUCAAGAGUCUAAUUUCCAUGUGAUAUAUAUAUUAUGAAGGUUAUUAUCGUAAAUUAAAUAAAAAUGCACCAAUUUCUGCUUACAAUUUUAAUACAAAACAAUAUGGCUUGAUCAUAGACUUCAUAAUAUAUAACCUGACCCUGCAUUAUGAAGUCUAUGGCUUGAUAUUUCAGGUGAGCUAUCCAUUUUUAAUCUUUACUCAAUUUUCUAAAAGCUGCUAUCACUGUUAAGAUUUACAAAAUGUGUUGUUAAAUUUGGCAAUCAAAAAUGCAAAGAAAAAAAGUGUGUUUAAAAUAUACACACAGGAUGGAACAAAUGAAGAACAAUUAAGAGGCAUUUUUAGUUAGACAAAACGAAAAUUUGCCUUGGUGAAUGCGAAGUAACGAAAAAUACACACAUAAUAUUAUUGCUGUACGAUAUGACGAUAUAGAGUGAGGCGCAGAAGUAGUUGCACCCCUUCUGAUUUUGCAAGUUCACCCACUUAUAAAAUAGGCAGAGGUCUGAAAUUUCAAUCAUAGAUGCAUUCAGACAUAAUUUUAAAAAAUAAAAUCCAGAAAAUUACAUUGUAAUUGAAUGGGGUUUAUAAGUAUUUUUACCCCCGAGAAUUAGCCAUAAUUAUGACACUCAAAGAGUUGUCAGUAUACCUUAAAAAAAAUGUUCACCUUUACCCCAUGAGUAACCACUCAACCACCAACCGUUUGAGCUCAAUGUUGUCACCUGUGCACCCCACAGUCAGUCAUAAUCCAACUGCUACCAUGGGCAAGACCAGAGAGCUUUCAAAAUACA